Molecule: messenger RNA, 21651 nt
Organism: Peromyscus leucopus (white-footed mouse)
Lineage: Eukaryota; Metazoa; Chordata; Mammalia; Rodentia; Cricetidae
Gene: Grin2b
Product: glutamate ionotropic receptor NMDA type subunit 2B
Exons: 14
Coding region: 848-5299 (1483 amino acids)
Biological process (GO): monoatomic ion transport; excitatory postsynaptic potential; synaptic transmission, glutamatergic
Cellular component (GO): plasma membrane; postsynaptic density membrane; NMDA selective glutamate receptor complex
Molecular function (GO): NMDA glutamate receptor activity; transmitter-gated monoatomic ion channel activity involved in regulation of postsynaptic membrane potential
Source: RefSeq, a predicted model, not a curated record
CGCCCGCUUCCCCUCCCCCGGCUCCCAUCAUCACCAACUGGAAUCUGGGCUCUCCUGCCUCUCCACCCCCCCUUUUUUUUUUGAGAAAGGAAGGUCCUCCCCCACCCCCUUUCCAGCACCACUUCCUUGGGCUCCUUCACCUCUAGGAAAUCUCAGGGCUUGGCUCUAUGGAGAAGCGCUCCUCGGGUCAGGCUGCCUCUCCGAACCCGGCAUCCAGCGGUGCUGGCGUCCAAAUGCAUUUCCUUCUGCUCUGCAAAGAGUCGUAGUGAACUUCCCAACCCUGGAGACUGAUCCAUCUAUCCUGCCUUGCAGGAAAGGGAACCCCUCAGACCCUCGACACCCGCCACCCCUCUCCGGACACUGCCAUCGCGGAGGCGCUCAGAGCCGGAAGGGGACGCUUUGGGAAUGACCAUGCUCCACGGAGGGACGGAGCCGACCCCCAGCCUCUCCACACAGAGACUCCUCUGCUAAAGCUCCAAAAAUAAAACAAAAAAACCAGAAAACCGUAAUUGCCAGAAGACUCCUUAAAUGUAUAUAUUCGGGCCACUAACCUCACAUGCACAUGGAAUAAUGACUCUGGAUUCUGCAUUGUGAGCUGCUUUCCACACCCUGAGAUUCCCUUUUGCAUUAAUUUUUUCUUUGAAUUUGCAUCUCUUCAAGACACAAGAUUCAAACAAAAUUUAUGCUACAUUGGAUUUUAAAUCUCUUCCGUUCCUUUAUUCUCCGUCUUUCUUAUGUGGAUAUGCAAGCGAGAAGAGGACCCUGGAUAUUCCCAACAUGCUCUCUCCCUUAAUCUGUCCGCCUAGAGGUUUGGCUUCUACAAACCAAGAGAGUGGACAAGCUGAAGAUGAAGCCCAGCGCAGAGUGCUGUUCUCCCAAGUUCUGGUUGGUGUUGGCUGUCCUGGCCGUGUCCGGCAGCAAAGCUCGCUCCCAAAAGAGCCCCCCCAGCAUCGGCAUCGCGGUCAUCCUCGUGGGCACUUCAGACGAAGUGGCCAUAAAAGACGCCCACGAGAAAGAUGACUUCCAUCAUCUCUCAGUAGUUCCCCGGGUGGAGCUGGUAGCCAUGAACGAAACUGACCCAAAGAGCAUCAUCACCCGCAUCUGCGAUCUUAUGUCCGACCGGAAGAUCCAGGGGGUGGUGUUCGCUGAUGACACUGACCAGGAAGCCAUCGCCCAGAUCCUCGAUUUCAUUUCUGCUCAGACUCUCACCCCUAUCCUGGGCAUCCAUGGGGGCUCAUCUAUGAUCAUGGCAGAUAAGGAUGAGUCCUCCAUGUUCUUCCAGUUCGGCCCAUCCAUUGAGCAGCAAGCUUCUGUCAUGCUCAACAUCAUGGAAGAAUACGACUGGUACAUCUUCUCCAUCGUCACCACCUACUUCCCUGGCUACCAGGACUUUGUGAACAAGAUCCGCAGUACUAUCGAGAACAGCUUCGUGGGCUGGGAGCUGGAGGAAGUCCUCCUGCUAGACAUGUCUCUAGACGACGGCGACUCGAAGAUCCAGAACCAGCUGAAGAAGCUCCAGAGCCCCAUCAUCCUUCUCUAUUGCACGAAGGAGGAGGCCACCUACAUAUUUGAGGUAGCUAACUCGGUCGGGCUGACAGGCUAUGGCUACACAUGGAUCGUGCCCAGUCUGGUGGCGGGGGAUACAGACACGGUGCCCUCCGAGUUCCCCACCGGGCUUAUCUCUGUGUCCUAUGAUGAAUGGGACUACGGCCUUCCUGCCAGAGUGAGAGAUGGGAUUGCCAUCAUCACCACUGCUGCUUCCGACAUGCUGUCUGAACACAGUUUCAUCCCUGAGCCCAAGAGCAGUUGUUACAACACCCACGAGAAGAGGAUCUACCAGUCGAACAUGCUGAAUAGGUAUCUGAUCAAUGUCACUUUUGAGGGGAGAAACCUGUCCUUCAGUGAAGAUGGCUACCAGAUGCAUCCGAAGCUGGUGAUAAUCCUUCUGAACAAGGAGAGGAAGUGGGAGAGGGUGGGGAAAUGGAAAGACAAGUCCCUUCAGAUGAAAUACUAUGUGUGGCCUCGAAUGUGUCCUGAGACUGAAGAGCAGGAAGAUGACCACUUGAGCAUCGUGACCUUGGAGGAGGCUCCAUUUGUCAUUGUGGAAAGUGUGGACCCUCUCAGUGGAACCUGUAUGAGGAAUACAGUCCCCUGCCAGAAGCGCAUCAUCUCUGAGAAUAAAACAGAUGAGGAGCCAGGCUACAUCAAAAAAUGCUGCAAGGGGUUCUGUAUUGAUAUCCUUAAGAAAAUUUCUAAGUCUGUGAAGUUCACCUAUGACCUUUACCUGGUGACCAAUGGCAAGCAUGGAAAGAAAAUCAAUGGGACCUGGAAUGGCAUGAUUGGUGAGGUGGUCAUGAAGAGGGCAUACAUGGCAGUGGGGUCACUAACUAUCAAUGAAGAACGAUCAGAGGUUGUUGACUUCUCUGUGCCCUUCAUAGAGACUGGUAUCAGUGUCAUGGUAUCACGCAGCAAUGGGACUGUGUCACCUUCUGCCUUCUUAGAGCCAUUCAGUGCUGACGUGUGGGUAAUGAUGUUUGUGAUGCUGCUCAUUGUCUCUGCUGUGGCUGUCUUUGUCUUUGAAUACUUCAGCCCUGUGGGUUACAACAGGUGCCUCGCUGAUGGCAGAGAGCCAGGCGGCCCAUCUUUCACCAUUGGCAAAGCAAUUUGGUUACUCUGGGGUCUGGUGUUCAACAACUCCGUACCUGUGCAGAACCCAAAGGGGACCACCUCCAAGAUCAUGGUGUCAGUGUGGGCCUUCUUUGCUGUCAUUUUCCUGGCCAGCUACACUGCCAACUUAGCAGCCUUCAUGAUCCAAGAGGAGUAUGUGGACCAGGUUUCUGGCCUGAGUGACAAGAAGUUCCAGAGGCCUAAUGACUUUUCACCCCCUUUCCGCUUUGGGACUGUGCCCAAUGGCAGCACAGAGAGGAAUAUCCGCAAUAACUAUGCAGAAAUGCAUGCCUACAUGGGAAAGUUCAACCAAAGGGGUGUAGAUGAUGCAUUGCUCUCCCUGAAAACGGGGAAGCUCGAUGCUUUCAUCUAUGAUGCAGCUGUGCUCAACUACAUGGCCGGAAGAGAUGAAGGCUGCAAGCUGGUGACCAUUGGCAGUGGCAAGGUCUUUGCUUCUACUGGCUAUGGCAUUGCCAUCCAGAAAGAUUCUGGGUGGAAGCGCCAAGUGGACCUUGCUAUUCUGCAGCUAUUUGGAGAUGGGGAGAUGGAAGAACUGGAAGCUCUCUGGCUCACUGGCAUUUGCCACAAUGAAAAGAAUGAGGUUAUGAGCAGCCAGCUGGACAUCGACAACAUGGCAGGCGUCUUCUAUAUGCUGGGGGCAGCUAUGGCUCUCAGCCUCAUCACCUUCAUCUGUGAACAUCUGUUCUAUUGGCAGUUCCGACAUUGUUUCAUGGGUGUCUGUUCUGGCAAGCCUGGCAUGGUCUUCUCCAUCAGCAGAGGCAUCUACAGCUGCAUCCAUGGAGUAGCUAUAGAGGAGCGCCAAUCUGUGAUGAACUCCCCCACCGCUACCAUGAACAACACACACUCCAACAUCCUGCGCCUGCUCCGCACAGCCAAGAAUAUGGCCAACCUGUCUGGAGUAAACGGCUCCCCUCAGAGUGCCCUGGACUUCAUCCGACGAGAGUCCUCUGUCUAUGACAUCUCUGAGCAUCGUCGCAGCUUCACACAUUCAGAUUGCAAGUCUUACAACAACCCCCCCUGUGAGGAAAACCUGUUCAGUGACUACAUUAGCGAGGUAGAGAGGACAUUCGGUAACCUGCAGCUGAAGGACAGCAACGUGUACCAAGACCACUAUCACCAUCACCACCGACCACACAGCAUUGGCAGCACCAGCUCCAUUGACGGGCUCUACGACUGUGACAACCCACCCUUUACCACCCAGCCCCGGUCAAUCAGCAAGAAACCCCUGGACAUCGGCCUGCCCUCCUCCAAACACAGCCAGCUCAGUGACCUGUAUGGCAAAUUCUCCUUCAAGAGUGACCGCUACAGUGGCCAUGAUGAUUUGAUUCGAUCGGAUGUCUCGGACAUCUCCACACACACUGUCACCUAUGGAAACAUUGAGGGUAACGCAGCCAAGAGGAGGAAGCAGCAAUACAAGGACAGUCUGAAGAAGCGGCCAGCCUCGGCCAAGUCUAGGCGGGAGUUUGAUGAAAUUGAGCUGGCCUACCGUCGCCGACCACCCCGCUCCCCGGACCACAAGCGCUACUUCAGGGACAAAGAAGGGCUGCGAGACUUCUACCUGGACCAGUUCCGAACAAAGGAGAACUCGCCUCACUGGGAGCAUGUGGACUUGACCGACAUUUACAAAGAACGGAGUGAUGACUUCAAGCGAGAUUCGGUCAGUGGAGGUGGGCCCUGUACCAACAGGUCUCACCUCAAACAUGGAACAGGCGAUAAACAUGGCGUGGUAGGUGGGGUGCCAGCUCCUUGGGAGAAGAAUCUGACCAAUGUAGAUUGGGAGGACCGGUCUGGGGGCAACUUCUGCCGCAGCUGUCCCUCCAAGCUGCACAAUUAUUCCUCUACAGUGGCAGGGCAGAACUCGGGACGGCAGGCCUGCAUCAGGUGUGAGGCCUGCAAGAAGGCUGGUAACCUGUACGACAUCAGCGAGGACAACUCCCUGCAGGAACUGGACCAGCCGGCUGCCCCCGUGGCUGUGACAUCCAAUGCCUCCACCACCAAGUACCCUCAAAGCCCGACCAAUUCCAAGGCCCAGAAGAAGAAUCGGAACAAACUACGCCGGCAGCACUCUUACGACACCUUCGUGGACCUGCAGAAGGAGGAGGCCGCCUUGGCCCCGCGCAGCGUGAGCCUGAAAGACAAGGGCCGGUUCAUGGAUGGGAGCCCCUACGCCCACAUGUUUGAGAUGCCAGCUGGUGAGAGUUCCUUUGCCAACAACAAGUCCUCAGUGCCCACUGCCGGACACCACCACAACAACCCUGGCGGCGGCUACAUGCUCAGCAAGUCGCUCUACCCUGACCGGGUCACGCAAAACCCUUUCAUCCCCACUUUUGGGGAUGACCAGUGCUUGCUUCACGGCAGCAAAUCCUACUUCUUCAGGCAGCCCACGGUGGCAGGGGCAUCGAAAACAAGGCCGGACUUCCGGGCCCUUGUCACCAAUAAGCCCGUGGUGUCGGCCCUUCAUGGGGCUGUGCCUGCUCGUUUCCAGAAGGACAUUUGUAUAGGGAACCAGUCCAACCCCUGUGUGCCUAACAACAAAAACCCCAGGGCUUUCAAUGGCUCCAGCAAUGGACAUGUUUAUGAGAAACUUUCUAGUAUUGAGUCUGAUGUCUGAGUGAGGGAAGAGAGAGAGAGAGAGGUUAAGGUGGGUACGGGAGGGAUAGGGCUGUGGGCCGCGUGGUGCGCAUGUCAUGGAAAGAGUUGGGGGUGAACUUGGCUCCCAUUUGCUUUUUCUUGUUCUUUUCAUUUCUCUAUGGGAUCCUGGAGUUCUGGUUCCUACUGAAGGCGACCCUCGUGGCCAGCACCGUUCCUCCUCCCUCGCACAGUUCUCUUCCCCCGCAUCUGUCCACCAUCCCUGUUCCCCUGAGAGGAUAGAACUGGCCUCAGUGUGGGAGGAUGGAGAGGCGACAGGAAGGGCUGCCUGUGUGCUUCUUCCUAGCGUGGAAGUUCUCUGAGCACUAUGAGGGAGGCUUUCCUGAAGCUGCUCUUUGUUCAGGCGAGGAAGUGAAGGUAGGCCAUUGGGCCUCCUGCUCGGAAGAGAGAAGAGGCUUUUUGCUGAGUUCUUGCUGCAUGGUUGGCAGCUGCCUAGGGGCCCUGUAACAAGCAGAGGGCAGGAAGUUCUUCUGUGCUUAUAUAUAAGCCAAAUAAAAAGUUUGCUUCAGCUCCGUCAAACUCUUAGGUGGUAAACCAAGAGGGGAAGGCCAUUGGAAGAUGAGGGAUUCCUGAGCGAAUUGGAGAGUGCACUGCAAUAGUGCCCUAGGGUGCGUUGGAGGCAAAAUAGGGCAUUGUGUGUGCACAGAUGUCCAUGUGCACCUGCCCUCUCCUAUAGUCAGGUGCCUCUGAAUAUACAGAAGGGAGCCUUGAUGCACCACUUCCACCCACAUGCUUAAGUAAUGUGCUUGCUUUGGCUUAUAUAUAAACUGAUGUCAUAAGUGACCUGACUUUGGGCUAUCUCUUCCUUUUCCCUUCUUGAGAGAGGACAGAGGUUCUUGACAAAGAAGAUUCUAUAUUGUAGGGGGGAAAUGACAGAGGAAAAUGGUAGGCACUGAGACAACCCUACAAACUAGAUUGUCAGUGUUGCCUGCAGUUUCUAUCACCUUGGACAAAGAACUUUCCAGUAAGGCUUAAGGGAAAUAGAAGCAGCCAUGAAUCUUUUAUCCAGACUCAGAGCAGAACAUUCUAGAAAACUCUUUUAGGCAUUUAGCCCCUUGCCUGGCUGAGGUUUGAGGAAGAACUCUCCACAGAAGGCUUUGAAGGAGAGAAUCAUUUACGGUAGGGUAAGUGAGAGAGGGGGAUGUUUCCAAUGCUUUGAUCCCUUCUUACUUAACCUAGAGCCGAAAGAGUAGGCAGAUUCCCCCAGAACCGGUGAUGAGUGACAGGGGACAGAUGAAGGAGAGAAGUGAGCUUGUCCUCAAGGGAAGCCGGAGAGAAUGAAGGAGAUUUGGAAUAUGACUUGAACUAAUGAGAUCACUCCUGAUAGAACCUUUCUUUUCUGCAACCCCCAGUUCCCUCUCAGAUUAUACCACUCAACAGUAAAUGUGCGUGUGCAUGUGUGUGUGUGAGAGUGUGUGUGUGAGUGAGUGUGUACGUGAGUGUGUGUAUGGAAAACUCCAGGGAUGGGGGUGCUGGCAGGUGUGAUGCCCCCUCACUUUAAGUUGGAAAUUUAAAAAGGGAAAUGAAUAUUUGUGUCGCUGCCUGAAACUUGGGGUAGGGGUGUUCCAUGGGUCAGUUCCACUGUCCUGCCGUCCCUUCACACAUGGUGGCAUCCAAAGAGCCCUGGGUCUGUUUGGAAGCUUGACUGCAGGACCGCCUUGUCGCACACAGGACACAUAAACCAGAAAGGUGCUCAUCCUCCUCUGGAACGAAGCUGCCAUGUCUCUUCACGCCACACCCUCCAGGGCUGCUCUUUGCCUUCCUGGUCGCCCUGCCUCACGACCUUCCCUCAUCUCCCAUCCUCGACUGCUGUCUCCCACCUCCCUCCUUGAUUUUUUACCUCAGUAUCUUUCAUUUAAAAGUCAACUGGAGGCCUUGUUUUCUUUCUAAAAUGAACGUGGGGGCAAGGGGCUGAACCUCUCAACAGUUUGGAGACAGGAGCGUGGAGUGCUUUACUUUAGGUUCCAGGAAAGACUCUGAGAGAGGACCGAGGGUGUGAGGCGACUCCCGGAGGAAGGAGAAGGGCCAUAGAAACAUUGCUUCACUCUGGCUCUGUCCAAGGGCCAGGGGCUCAUCCCUCACCCUUCCUCUUACCUCACCCCUUUAAAAUUAAAAAAAGAAAAAAAAAACCAAACCAACUAACCUAGCGAACAGCAAUCUAGAAAGCAGGGGGCUCUGGUGGUCUCCACGGGCCACAGAAAUCAAGAUGGUGUUUAUUUCAGAUGUAAAUAUUUUGUUUUAUAAUUAAUUUUGUAUAGAUAAAGUGUUCUCCUGUGAGUAUUCAGGGUGUUGAGCUGGAGGGAGCGGGGAGGGGAUGGGAAUGAGGGGGGAAUUAUUUCGUUACGGGUUUUCAUUUUCUGUUGGGAGGAAUUGUUUGUAUGGCCUUUGCUUCAGAGUGUCUGGAAAAAGUUAAUGGGAACAGAAGCCACAAUGGUGAACAAGCCAGGGGAAAGUCAUUUAUGUCCAUGCCCCAUCUCCCAAACCUGUCUUCCUGCUGGUUUGUGAGAAGUGAUCAUGUACUUUGGCCUGAGUUUUGCAGGGUCCAAAUCAGCACUAAGCAAAACUUGGCCUGCCUCUUGUCUUCUAGGGAGACCAUAGGACACCAUCACUCUGUCAAAGACAAACUGGUGGCAUACGAUUUUUCCUUGUCAGUACCUGGGCUUGCAAAGGUUCCCCAAAGGGCUUGAAAAAGAAUUGAGGUCCAGUUACCUCCCAUUCUUGACGUGGCUGAGAGGUUUCCAGAAGCUAGAUUCUGAGAAAUCUCACAGCAGCCUUCUCUGAUGCUUAACCAUCAUCCUACCAUUCUGAUACAUCAUGCUCUAGAACCUGACCACCCCAUCCCCCUAUCUGUGCCCACCUAUAGAAAUGACCACUUCAGGCACACCCAAGAAAUACCAUGAAUUCUGCCUCAGUAUGUGGUUUCAGGCUGUACAGGGAUAGCAAUGGAUACAAGAGGUCUUAGAGAUUUACAUGCUUUUCUAGAAAAGGUCACCAGAUCCCCUCAAAACUCAUUAGCCUAGCAAGGAAGCUAAAAUCAGUUUCAGAGGAGGGAAGUGGCUAUGUGAGGGACAGUACCAAUGGUGGCUUUAUAGUUGCCUUGUUCUUACUGCCAUCAGGAGGGUGCUAUUUUGUUCAAGUUCGGUGUCUCAAAUCUGAUUUGAGAUUAACCAGACAAAUAAAAUCUCUCUCACUGGAUUGUUGGCUUUGUGAAAGAUAGCAGCAGCCUCUCUCUCUCUCUCUCUCUCUCUCUCUCUCUCUCUCUCUCUCUCUCUCUCUCUCUCUCUCCCCUUCCCUCCCUCCCUCCUUCCCUCCCUCUCGUGCUCUCUCUCUCUCUCUCUCUUUCGUUCACUCUCACUCUCUCAUUCUUAAAUUGAUAUUUCCCCCCUAUCCUCCCGCCCACAGAGGCUGCCUGAGAGAUAACUUAACUAUUCUAAACCCCUCAUUUGGCCUCAAUUGACCAUCUUUCUCCAACUGGGUUCUUGAAUUGGGACCAAAGUAAGAUAUUCAAGGCCUGCUCUAGAAAGAAUAAGGAUAUGAUGAAGUCUGUCAAGUUUUAUAUGUGAAAUUCCAUAAUAGCAAGUCAGUUGAAUACAUAAGGAAGAAUCCAGCAGCUGUUCCCAUCUCCAUCUCUGAUGGAUCUGGACCAAGACCCAAUCCAUCCAAAACUGUGAGGUUCUGCAGAGCCCCGAGGAGCAUCUUGUGUUCCACGGUGCCCUUCAGAAUCCAUGCUUGCUUUCACAAGUGCUCCCUCCCAUUGUGGAGGUGGGUUGAUGGAUGUGGUCCCGCAUCACUCUUCUUAGUGGCAAGGCUGACACGUCAGCAUGUCCAGUGACCUCAACAAUCUGACCCUUGAAUUUGCCUGAAUGAAGAUGUGCACACCCUUUCAGAGUGCUGCAUGUACAUGGACCUUGUUAUUUCCAAGUUGUCACUGUGUAUCCUCAGCCAGAACUUGGGAGAGCAUCCUUCAUGUGUAUUCCCUGGUACUGGCCACAGCCAUUUUGUGAUUGGGGACAAAAAGUCCCAGAUGAUCCCAUUAAAUGUUGGUGGUGUCAGUAGUGCCCAAACGCAUGUGUAAAAUAGGAGUCCUCUAUACAGUGACGUGAAUAUCACUUGCCCAGUCUUCCAUGGCCAUCAGGAAUUGCCCCAGGGAGAUUUCUCUGCAGAGUGCUGGUCACCUGCACCUCUCAUUUAAGAGCUAGGGUUUCUUUUGGGUUUUUUUGUUUGUUUGUUUUUUGUUUUUAAUUAGUUCAAGAUUUAGAGAAAGAUUAACUGGAAUGUUUAGGCAAAAGCCUUUGGAAAAGCUAUUCCUGAACUCACUUUAUUAUUGUUUUGUUUUUUAUCGCCAUCUCUGAAAAGGCCCUGUCCUUGCUUGGCACCCUGUGUGAGUCUGCUUUGGUGUGCUAGGAGUGAUUCAGAUGUGCGCAUAAAUGAUGCAAUGGCAGCUUAUUUGGUGAAUGUGGUCGGUGUUUCUGGGCAUUGUGGCCAUACUAUCUGUUCCCAAAGCCAUAUAGAAAAUGCGUGAUCCGGAGGCUGCUGAAACACUAUGGUAUUGUUGCCUUCGCUUUCUUCACCUUGAUAUCAGAGAGCAUUCUUGCUGUCUAAGGAGUUCUUUAGGGGCAAGAAGCACCCUGGGCAGCUCUGUCCCACUGGAGUGGCUCUGGCCUCACCAAUGGCAAAUGGCCUGUGACUUGCUUUCCAGAUCCUGGAAGAGCCCACCAACUGUUGGCUUCCCAGGCAGAUUGACUCCAUUAGGGCUGAGCUGUCCAUCUGCUGUUGAAGUGAAAUCAUUCCCAGGAAGAGUGACACACUAAGCCAUAUUAGGGAUUUGUACAUUUAAACACCUAAUCUACAUUAGGAUUUUCAUUCCUUUUCCUGGGAAUAAGUACAAUAAUGCAGCAGGAGAAAGCAACACGGGCAUCCUGAGCAGCAGGACAGGGAGAAAGGAUAAAGGGUCCAGAAGACUAGUCAUUUAAGCCGUGUUCCGUCUCUACCUGUGUAGUGAAGGCCCAUGGGGACCCUGGAUUAGGAGUUCUACCUGUUGUUUAUUUUCAGCACACAGUCACAUACAUGGUUUAUAGAUAGCUAAAUUCUACACUGUAUAGGGCAGGUAAGAAUUGUGACCCAGGAAACAAAAGACAGGCACAUUUCCUCAAAUGCAGGAUGCUGAGCGGAGAGUGGCAAAGAAAAAUGUCCAUUCAUAUUUAGUAUAUAAUCUGUUAGUAUAUUAUAAAAAGCAUGCAUUAUCUGUUCUCUGUUCUAGGCCAAGUAAUCUGCCAGUUCACUGAUUUGCCUGCAAUCUAAACAUGCCUAGUCUCCUUUCCCAUAGUCUCUGUGAAGGAGCCAGUUGACCCUCAGGUACAGUUUAACCUGGGGGCCUAUGUUACGGUUGGGUCAAUGUUAAAAUGCUCAUUUGUCAUCCUGAGAACUUGUAACAUUGAUCUGAGUCUAGAAGUCCAUCAAGUUUGGGGAGGUAGCCAUAUGUAAGGCCACAGGCUGAAUGAACACAUCCUACCCUCAUCCCAUUCUCACAUUUGCUCAGUCACAUGAGGUCCCUGUGAGUUCUGUGGCCUGGAUGUAAGCUAUCUGCUCCCACAAGACAGCCUCUGUCAAAGCCUUGAGUGAAAGUCCAUGCUUUUCCCAUGCCUCGAAGAGACUGGUGAUAUUCAGGUGCUGUAGGUAGCAGUACAGAGGCAAGGAGAAAAACUUUGCUCAGAGAGUAUCGGGUUACCCUAGCAAUGCUGGAAAUGGGUGGGAAAUGGUAGGAACCUGGUGUAUUUCGCUGCCGCGGUAUCCUUGUUCAGUGAUGUCAGAACUAAUCAUUGUGAGCUGCUGGUGAUGUUCCAUAUCCUGCAUCUGCUGGUGUGACUGGGGCUGGCAGUGCCAAUGGGAACUGAGAAUGGAAAGUAGAGUGGACGGGAGAGUUCCUCACAGCCCUGGGAUGCUGGUGUACAGAAUCCGCUUUGGCAAAUUCAAAAGUGGCACUUGGUACAAAGAUCAAGUUACAAUGAAGAAGCACAAUUCUAAGCCCAUUACGAAACUAUUAUUUUAAAGCUAUGACUUCCAACCUGAACUCUGUUUGUCAGUUAAUAAUUAUUUUAAGGUUGGGAGUUAAAGGGUGGUACAGAAAAAAAUAAAUUAAAAAGCUCUACAUAAAUAUGUUAGUUCAAUUAAACCAAUAUCUGUUGAGCAUUUACUAUGUCCUUAAGCUAGUGCUGAGAAAUACAUUAAAGAUUUUAAAAUGGAGUAUGUUAUACUCAUGUAGGAUAUUCAAAUGCAUAAGUAUAAAAAAUUUAAAUCUAUGUAUUAUGUAUAUAUUAAUAGGCUUACAUAAAUUUCUGUGAUUCCUCAUAUAGGUUUAAUAUUUUCAGGUUUCAGGGUUUGAAUCAAAGAUAUCCAUUAUGUUAUUGAACAAUACCACAGACAUUCAGCUCUCCACAUCAUAGCCAAGUCUUGACCACUUCUGGAAUUAUUACACAUUCUAAGCUAACACUCAGAGAUUCCCCCUCAGGUCACAGCCUUGCAUUUCCUUCACUCAUCUUUGCUAGCUUCUCAGCUGAGUGCUCUUUGUCUCUGUGUGCCAAACUCCUCUUUGAGAUCUUCUGAGGUACACUUCAGACAACAGGACUUCUCUCUGUCGCAGCUUUACUCCCUUGUACCCAGCUGCCUGUGUUCCUCUCCAAACAAAAUCUGGCAACAUCUGUAGGAACAAAUCUCUCCAUUCAAUUAGACCCUUGAAUCCCUGUCUAUCUCUGUUUAUCUUUGCUCUCCCAGCCUUCUCAAGUGGAUAGAAUUUCCUCAUAUCCAUACCCAAUGCUUACAACUUUGCAAUGAGUCUAAUCUGCUACUCACCUACAAACUCCAAACAGCAAUAUUUCAAUGAGUGUCUUGCUACAAACCCAACAGCAUUUUUUGUUCCCCUGAUAUUCACCCUUAGAUGUUCACCUGAGCUAACUUUUGGGAGAUGGUACAUACUGAUUUGGAUCUUAGCUCUCAGGUCCCCUAUGACCUCACUGACUUUUGCUUUUGCAACUGUCCAUGGUAAUUCCUCAUGAUCUUUCUGACUUCCACAACAUUUAUGGCUCUGAGUGAAGAUGAAUUUCAAAUCUUCACUCCUAAACCCUAAUUUUCUCUUCAACUUAAUGCAUAUAUUUCUGAUCACCUCACUUCAGAUUGACCUGAAUACCCCCCAUCUGCCUCUGCAAAUUGACUUAAUUAGCAAAUUCUCCUUCUGACUAGUGGGGCCAUUCCUGUCCUGUAACCACACUAAGGUUUUACCAGGAAUUUUUGCCUCCCUCAUGUCCCUGAUUUUGCACAUAUAAUCAUUUGGAAAACCUAUUUAUUGUCACUCUAAAGUUUCUCUGCCUCCCUUUUCAUUCAGGCUCUUCCCUCCCAUUGAUUAUUUCAGUGUUGCAUAUCAUUGUUCCAAGAGUUCAUAUUUCAGUCUGCUCUCACCAGCUUGUUUCCUAACUAUAGUUACUUCAUGUCAUCCCUAACCUCAGAAGACAAGUCUUUGAUGAGCCCCCCUUGCCGUGGCUUUCUAGCAAGUAGAACCUUAGUUCAUGCUCUUUGUCACAGGACAAUUAAAUUACAUACUUGUCCCUUAACAUUCCUUACCCAGAUAGAUUUACUUGUAUCUAAAACUUUUCUCUUUUCCCAAAAUGUCCUGCUCUGAACUUUCAUCUCCCAACUUUCUUGCAUAAUCCACUCCCUUUAUACAAGUCUUCAAAGACAAUAACAUAACUACAGCAUCUAUUUCCCUUCACAAUCUGUGCAGGGGAAAAAAAUUAGGCAUUUUACAAAUGCCCAUGACACUUUAAUCUUAUCUCCUGGGUGGCAACUGUCAGAGACCAUCUUCGUAAUUAUUUUAUUGUGCAUGUUAUCUUCCCUCUUAGAUUCAAAACAGGCCAUACAUUUACUAAUCUUUAUUUCCUCCAUCACCUAACAGGGUGUCUUGUACAUGAAGGGCACUAGUGAAUAUUUGAUAUUAUAAAUAAAGAUAGAAAAGGAGUUCACUUAUUUUACCCACAGGAUCCUUAAAUCUGCAGAAAUACCUAAGGAUGAGUUCUUCCCCCUACCAGCCCCAUGUUUCUCUUUUUCUCCAGAUACAGACUCAGUGAUGCACUAACAGGGCAUGUGAGCAUUUCCAUGUUGUCAUUUCCAAUGUGAAUUUGUGUUUUUCCAAGUUAUACUUCAUUCUCUGAAGUCCUACUUUGACUACUUUAUGGGUAUUACUGUGUCCCCACAGUGAUGAGUGCACACAAGGAUCAACUGUGAAGGAUAGUCAUCAAAUGUGAGGUAUCGGGAUCAUCCAGAUGCUGUGAGAAGAGAUGAUUCUAGACACAUUGCUGUCCUGAAUGAGUCUUGCAUGACCUAUGCUCAGAUUGACAGUUCUUUAUUCCAAGAGUUAGACAGUUUGGGUCAUUUAGAUAUUUUCACUAACAGAAGGGUCUUAUUGCAAUGCAAGCUUACUAAUCACACAGUCUUGUGAAUCUCAGGAAGCAAUCCAACAGGACCAGUGGAUUUCACUGAAUGCUGAAAGUUUACACCUUUGUAGGCCAGAUGUUGGGUCAGGGGCUGUAUGUUCUGCUUAUGCCCUUGUCUUAAUGGUGUUUCUUUCCUCACCCUUUCUGAUGCUUUAUGACAUUGAGUUUUUAAACAGAUCACCUCUGACAUAUACCUCAAGAGAAAAUACACCAAAGUUUCAAUGACUUGGUUGAGAGAGAAUUGUAAUGUCUCAAUUCCUCUUUUCUCUGUAAUUAUGAUUGGACUCAUUGCCCUAGAGGAAAGAGUAUUGCUUCUGGCCUGAUGGCCUCUUGUUCUCUGUUCUUCAUGCAGCCUUCACUUUUUCCCUUGGUUCCUUUAUUCUCUUAACACAUUUCACCUAUUUGUUCUAGUUAGUGUCUAUCUCCAUCUCUGGAGAAAAUCUUGGGCUAGUCCUGUCCUUUUACUUAAGCUGCUCUAGUACCAGAUAAUGCUCUCUUCCUUUCUCCUGGCCAGCCUCCUCUAUAAAUCUCAUGAUGUCAUUGGUCAUGAAUUAUUCUCCUUUGGGAGGCAUCUUCUGCCACUGAAUGCUAAUUUAAAGCAUACUAUAGUGAACCUAACUCAAAUACGCUACAGGCAAUGACAAGUUUGCUUUUCAAAAAUGCAGGCUGAGUUCAUUCUUCAUCAAGACAGGAAGGGGUAGGAGAUUAUUAUUGGCAAGCUGGGGUGAAACUUGGACAAUUUAGGAGGUAUCUAGUAAAAAUUAAAAUGUUAAAUCUAAAGGGAUUUUUUUUUCAGUUUUAAUAGCUGUAGAUAGUAUUGAUCCUAGCAAUGGGGAUAAUUAACAUUUUAGAGCAAAGUCCAUCUCAUGAUAAUAGGAGACACUUAUUUUAAGCAGGGAAACAGACUGACAUUAACUAGCAGAUGUGUUAAGAGGAUGCUGUUCCUUCAAAGAAGGCAUCCAUGAAAUUCUGAUGAACCUUAAAUGGACCAACAUCAUAUGGUUUUACAUGGUUAUUUUCUUUUAUAUAUUAUUGUACUCUAUUUUUUUACUUACCAGUACCUGUAAAGGAUGAUGAAGGCAAAGAACAAGAGGCCCACACUAAGACUUCCCUUCAUGUCACAAGUAGAGCUGGGGGCUUUGGUCCCUAACUUUGAGGGCCCCUUCAGGAAGAAGAAAACCCCCAAAGGACCAGACUUGAGGCUGAUAGCCUCCCAGAGUCCCAUUCCUUUGACCACAGCCAAUUUGCAAAAACUCAGCAUUGGAGCAUGAUUUCCGGGUGUCUUCCAGAUGAGGAUAGAAUUGUCCUUUUUGCUUACCCCGUUUGGUUGUAACCUGAGAGGCAGAAGCAAGGCAGAUUAGAAAUGAGGGGCAUAUGAAGCAUUUUUCAAGGGCCCAUUUCAAAGUUCUUGGGGACUUUAGGCUGUUUGAUCAAGUGCUAGAAAUUCCAGGGGAGGUGUCCAGAAAGAACACUGACCCUGCAGUAAGGGAGCUGGACCCAGCCUCAUCUGUGAGGUCCUAAAUGCUUACAGAAAGUCUGGUCACACGGCAUCCCUGAGUCAGCGUCCUAGUCCCUUGGAAGACACCCAGAGAGCUGUUGAUCACCACCCUGGGCAAAGAGGGUACAGCUUGUCCUACCAGCCUAGCUGUAGAAUGUUAACCUUCAUGAAUCUGUCCACUCUCUGCAGGAGGAGGCUCACAGUGCUAGCAUUGGACAGGAUCAGAGCUGCAGGGAAUGUGGUCCCAGGAAUGUGAAAGUGUGUUGUGGCUUACUUCCUUCAGACAAUGAUAUUACUUGUUUCCAAAAGGGAUUCUUUUUUCUUUAAAAACAAAACAAAGAAACAAAAAGCUAUGUCUUCCUGAAACUUCAGAAUAGUCUGUGUAGCUGCCAUCACCACAUUUUAAUUGUAAUUAUUUAAUUAAAUUAUCAAUAACCAUUUUCUUUUGAAAUCAGGGCCAUUUUAAUGUUCCCUUUGGAUGUGCUAAGACGCAUUGGCAAGCAAGAGACUACACCACUUUGUUGUCUCGGUCUGAGUUGUGUUUUCAGUCUUAUAAAUAGAUAUCAUGUUCUUCAUACAGUUCCAUGCAUUAAAUGAUCCCUUUGCCAUGAGUAUCCUCACAUUUGUGUUUCUAUCCACCACCCCUCAAACACACACAUAUGUCCACACAUGCACACACACACACACACACACACACACAAUAUUAUGAUGAGAAGUUGAGAUACAUAUAGAAUAUUAAUGUGUACAUGAUAGUGAAUUUUUCUAAACAAGAGCCUGACCAGUAUAAUUCUAUUAACACCCCCACUCUGUACAUUGAUGACCAAGAUGUACAUAACUUGGCAUCUUGAACCAGCAGAAAAAAAACAUUUUGUCACAGUCCUUGAGAAUCAUAGACAUUUUAAAUGCCCAGGGCAAUGAGUUCAAUUAUGUCUCAGGCAAAAGAAAUGGAUCACUAAGACAGGUGAAGGGCCAACACUUCAGCAUUCUUAGUUCAUGCCACAAAGAAGGUCCAGAGCACUUGCAGUUCCUAGAAUGAUGCCACUUGUCUUUUUGGAGAAGGAUGGUGUUUGUAAAGUCAAAAGUAACUCACUUAGAUCUUUACCAUUUUUGGCUCCUGGUAUGGAUAUGGGCUAAUUUACCAUCACCAUUUCUCCCGAUGGCCUCCUUGACAGGGUCACGUGAUGGUUUUGGUUGUACAGAUGAACACACAGACGCGCAAAUGCACUAAUAAAGUCAAAGCUUCCAUUGCAAACUGUCUGCACUUUGUACCACAGGCUAUCUCAUGUACCCUAGGCUAUCUCAGAAAGUCAUACUGCAUGAACUCUCCCACCCCAAGUUUUUAAUACCUAAUAGUGUAGGAAAGUCAUGAAAUCCAGGCAACUUGUUUAACCAAACCGUUUGCACAAAAUUCAUCUUCCCAGAUCCCCACCCUGCCCAUCUCCCAUAAUGCAUCAGUCUACAGAAAUCAAUCAAAUGGUGGAACAAAGCAGGAAUCUGCAAAUCAAAGAUAUAAAAGUCUCUGUAAUGAAGAAAAUUUGAAGAGCAAAUCAAAGUGUUUGAAUUUUGUAAGGUAAGACAUGAGGGAUAACUUUUAUUUUUCAAAAUUUUUAUACAGUGUGUGAGCAGCCCAAAUCUCCCAGACUGAUAACUUAGGAAGGAGGCCUUUUAAAAGUGUGUGUGAGGUGGUCCUGAAAUGUUGAAGUUGUCAGUAGUUUGGGCUAGCCCACAGGGAAGGCAACUUCAAGGCAGAAUCCUUUACAUUCUUUUCCAGGGUACUUGAAUCUAAUUUAGCCUGGUCCUAAUAUUAAGACAUGAGUCAAUUCUAGAAAUGUUAUGUAGACAUGUAGUGCAAUGAAUUUCUGACAAAAGACCUUGCAUCCCCCAGAACACUAAUAAAUAAUGAUUCUCUGUCUAAAUUAUUAUUUAGGAGAACAGUGCCAUCUGCAGCAAAUAGUUGUGAGACAUUGAUUUUGCCCCAAGAUUAUAGUGGUAAAUUGUUCAGCAACCACAGCUGAUGGACUCCCAUAGCUACCUUCUCUUGCAACGUAUCUGCUGACUGAUGAAUGGAACCAAGCUUGGGGGCGAAAUCCUGCCUUUCCAGAGGAUAGCAUCUUGAAUUUAUAUCUCAAGAGAGUUUGCUCCUUAUGCAGAACAGUCUGCUUAUACUAAAAACAGUGAAAUGCUCUACCUUCACAUAGGCUUUGACCAAUUUAAUUAGUCUAUCCUGUCCCAGAGAGGAUGCUGCAAAGUGUAGGGAGAAGAAGAAAUUACUCAUUCCCGUGUGUGCGGGGAGGAAUUGAGAACAGCUCAAUUGCUGUUGAAUGCUCCUCAAACUUAGCUUAGAAUCGAGUUGGUGACAAAAAGCGGUUCUCUCUCACCCUUUUGCCUCCUGAGAGCUGGUGUAAGAUCACAUUGGUAUGCAUAGAAAGCCGAGAAAGAGGGCAGUCGUAUUCUACCUUGAUGCCAUGAUGGCUUCAUCUUGCUUAGGAAUUUCAUUACCUCUAUCAUGAUGCUCCUUACUAACGUCACAAAGCCAAGAUCUGAUGGGUGUUGGAACAUCCUAUUCCCCUGAGAUGACCAUUCCUUCUCUGGUGCUAUACUCAUAUUCAUUGUGGGACACAACAGAAAUAAGAUCCAUAGGACCCUAAGGGCAUGGAUGGAGAAUUACUUAAUUGAAACCACAAAGCUCUUGUGCUUAAUAUUAAAUAUUAAAGUGGAAAUGAAAAAGGCAACCCUCAAGCACAGCUGCCCGCAGUGCAGAUUGGGAAAGCAUUAUGGGAAAAGUUUUAGAAAGCAAGUCCCCGUCUACCCAAGGCUGGAGCAAUCGAACUGAAAGUAUAUACAGAAUCAGGGUAGUUCAUAUUUUGAGGAUAUUGUAGCUGGUAUGGAUGCUUCCUGUGCAAAGACUGAAGUAGGUAAAAGUCAGUUUUGGAGCUUAGGACUCUCUCCUCAGAGCAGUGUCCACAUGAACCGAAUCCUCUUGCCACUGACCUUAUGGGCAGAACGUAAUUCCUCCUAUGCCAGGCUUCCCACUGGACAUUGAGCCCUGAGGUAACUCACAACCUUUCCUUGUCCUCAUGCCCUCUGUCACUUCUAUUAAAGAACAGUCCUUAAAGCCUGUUUGGGUAAGUCUUGUUGGAUGAGGCCAGUUACCUGGGUGGAAGUGAGAAAUAGGCAACGAGUUUCAAUACCAAGAAGAGAUGCCUCCUAGGAAAACAUACAUGCCUACUAAUUUCUAAUCUAAUCAGGAAGUUGGAGAGCAUUUGAAGAUGUGCAGCAUCUUUCUUUCAAUGAAACAAGAUAGAGUAUUACUAUUCUUUCCAUUCUCUGCUCAUUCUCUGGGAUACUAAAACUGUUUCUCUUCCCAGCAAGAUAAAUGGGGCCAAGGACAAAACUCCAACCUUCUCAGACAGUGAUGACUGUCUUCUGAAUGUUUUUGUUUCUUUUCUCACAUUAUCUGCCACAUGAUGAAGAAAUAUGCAUGGCCAUCACUAGUCAGACAUACCGGCAAAAUAUGAUGCAGAAAUUCAUUAGGAAUGAUUAGAAUCAGCAUAUUUCAUUUAAUCCCAAUGGUCUUUGGGGAAUCUUUGGGGAAUCCUGUCUGUAAUUCAUCUCUCCUCUGAGACUCUUUCCUCUUCUUGAAGCCAUUAUUACAACAGGAAUUCACUGUUUCAAAGUUGACUAAAGGAAUGAUAGCUAUGCUAGGAAAUUGACCCCAAAUACUUAUUUUUAUAGCCAUGGAAAAGUGGGUUUUAUAUUGACAAUAACUUUUCCAGUUCUUUCCAUAGAAAUCCUUCUUGACCUCUCUGCCUCUUGCUAUAUCUCCAGAUCCCACUUCUUGAUCUGGGAUUCCCUCUCUACCUUAUCCUCCUGUUAUAAAAGAAAAAUAUGCCCCUUAAACUGAAUUCUUAUUUAAACGGUUACUCAGAAAAAGAUCUGAGAAUAAUUUCUCAUUGGUUUUCUUGUUAUUCCUUAAUUUGGAAAGAAAGAGUUGAAAAAAAAUAGUAAGCAAGAAAGCAAACAUGGCCUUGUCCUCAGAUGCUUCAACUCAAGGUCAAGUGCCAGGAAACUGAGUGUGCUCAAGUGAGAGCCGAGGAUCUGCUAAAGGAGAGGGAUGUGCUCCAGAAUAUUAAGCAGCCACUGAGCAGGUACACAUGGGCUCUGGUCAAGAUGAUUUCUGUGUGCAUGAAGGCAUUAAUCUCUCACCCUAGCUCUCCUUCCUACAUCCCUCCCUUUUCGCUGUCAUUUCAAGGCACAAGAUCUAUGAUGGGGAAUGCUUUAGUUUAAACACACUGAUGAUGUUGCACUAUCCCCAGCUUUCCUUUGCCCUAGGCACAGGGAAAGCCAGUGCCUCUAAGUCUUUCAGCCAAUGAGUUGUUGCAUGUCAGUUCUGAGUUGUUUGUAGCACAUGCUGUUAAAAUGAGAGAAAACUAGAGUGGGAAAUAAAUUCAGUGACAAGUAGACCAGAGCAUGGUUUUGAAAUAAUGGUCUUCACCAAGGUAAGCCAAAUUCCAGAAGCAAAAGAAAAGAGUAAAGAGGGCCUGAUGGUUUAGAGGACAGAGAGGAUAAUGUUUAUUGUUCACGAUGUUCAUAAUGUCCAAGAUGCUCUGAUUAACCCCACUAAAAGUAUUGUCCAUCACUCCCACCCACCCACAAGCUCCAGUGGAAGGAGAAACCUGCUACCACUGACCACUCAGACAGAGGUGGAUUCACUAGAAACAGGCACAGGCUUUCUGGCAGGGAGCUACUAACAAGCAAUGCACCUUGGCUCUUCCAGAACUCAUCUUCAGACCUUAGGGCAGCUCCUCACUGACUAUCUCCAUUCUCCAGUCUAGAAUAUUCUGAGCAGAAGAGCCUCAUGCUCAUUGGGAUGGCAAUUACUCAAUUUGGGAAGCCAAAGGACGCAGAGAAGAGGAGAAUAUAUCAAGAGAAUGGAGUUAGCUUAAGCUUUUUUAUUUCUUCAUCUUCUUCAAUUUUAGUGUGGUUUGGCAUCACAAAGUUAGGUCACCUUUGAGAGAGAAAAUCUUUUAAAUAAAAUUGUAUCUUCCCAUCCCAGUGAAAACACCAAUUUUCACUUUCUAAUCUGAAAGUGAAAGUAAUCAGUUUUCUAAUCUGAUUACUGUUUACUCCAGGAAGGAAAUUGGUGGAUUCAAUUACAAACAGGCAUUUUGCAGAUUGCUUUAAUCCUGAUUCUUACACAUAUUAGCAUGAAAUUUAUUGACUCAGACAUGAUCCUUUAAGCUGUAAAACCUCAUUAAAGGGAAAUAGAUCAUGUGUUCUUAAUGAACUUGGUUAAAAGGAUGAAGUAAUGCUCCCACAAUUCAGUCUGUUCAUUCUACUCUAGCAGAAGGCAUUUGGGAAUUAGGCAACAGAGGAGGAACACCAAAGGGGGACAACAGAGACAGAGAAAUGGCUAAUGAGACUGGGGGUCAUUUUUUUAUUAUUAAAAAUAAUAAUAAACCCAAGGUCAAUUCUCAGAUCCAAAAUGAGCCCUGCCUGUGCCAUUUAAAUGUUUGCUGAAAUAACAGAUAUCCAGGGUUCAAAGUUUAAUAUUUUCUUGGAAGAGGGGUCUUGGUGAUUCUGUCUUAUUUUACUUUUUAUUGGAAAUUGUAUUUGGAAAACAUUUGUCUGCAGUUCUUGGGCAUGUCUGUCCUUGCAAGGUUGUUUAUUGAUUGGCAACCCUGUGCCAGGGUGGUCUAGGUGCUGGGAGUCAACACAACAGAGGCGGUGUCUCUUGAGGUUCAUGUGUCACUGAGAGGAAGUUUUUCAUGUGAGAGUAACUUUACGAUGCUUACCAAACAUCCAGGUGGAAAGCAGACUAGGCAACUGCAUACCCAAGCUUGAAGUUGAAGGCCCAGGGAGGGAUUUUUUUUAAUAGCCCAUUUUGUGAUGACCAGAAUGACCCAGUAGAGACAGGAAGCUGACGGUGCUUAGGAAGAGAAGAUGGUGACCAGAGUAUUGGCGAUGAUGAGUAAAAGGGGAUGGAAUCCACUGCACAAAUAGAAGGCUGGAUGUAGGAGCUGCUGGUGCUUGAUAACAGAGAGACUGCGGUAUGGGCACAGAUGCAAGGGGGUAGACAGGCCUGGGAACAUGUCUGCUCGAUUGGAACUAUUCCGUGAAAUACAAAGAGAAUUCAUCAGCUAAGAGUGGUAAUUCAAGACUGUUUCAAUGAUCGAGCCAGGCAGAGGAGAAGAACUCGUAUUCCCUGAUGUACUUCGUGCGAGAUUUGGUCACUAUAUGUGGUUUUUCAUGGAGGAGAGCUGGAAUGGUCUGAAAAUGGCACUGCUGAGCAAUUGCGCCACCUCUAGACUGGUGCUGUAACAAACGUGUGAC